Messenger RNA from Colletotrichum paranaense, 2181 nucleotides. Its product is annotated as WD repeat domain-containing protein. Lineage: Eukaryota; Fungi; Ascomycota; Sordariomycetes; Glomerellales; Glomerellaceae. Gene Ontology annotation, cellular component: nucleus. The record is from RefSeq and is a predicted model, not a curated record. Gene Ontology annotation, molecular function: protein binding. The transcript is spliced from 5 exons. Bases 1 to 2181 code for a protein of 726 amino acids.
AUGACAUCACCUCAGCCGCCUCGAGACGACUCCAAGACCACCGGUCGGGCAGGCAUUCCUAUCCCAACGGAGCUUGUCCUGCAGAUCGUGAAAGCCAUUGGCCCACGACCGAAGCCAAAGCCAGCAAAACAUCUAAGACUUCACGGUGCUCUCGAAGCCGAGGCCGACUCCGACUCCGAUGACCUGAAGAUAGUGGAUGACUAUUUUUACGAAAACCCUAAUAAGCCAACGCUAUCGAACGUUCUUGAAGGCAUUACCGACCUCAAAAAUUUGGCCAUCACAUGUAGGGCACUGUAUCAAACGUUGAGGUGUGUGCUUUACCAGCGAAGUGGACAAGAGGAUGACUGGUAUGCUCUUCGAUGGGCCAGCUUCAACGGCAACCUCCUUGCGUUGAAAGCGGCCGUCGAGGCCGGCGCAUCAGUCAACUACGCCUUUGAGAAGACCGGAACCCCAAUAGACAUGAUGAACUAUGGACGCGUAGAAAGCACUUUUGGAAGCAACUUCCCCAUACUGCAAAGGUCAAAGACGUACAACUUCGGCACACCCUUGCUCGCGGCGGCGUAUGGCGACGUCACCGGGCGACAUCAAGCAAUCAAGUGGUUGCUCUCUCACGGCGCCGACCCAAACACCACAGACACCAACGGGAUCACGCCAGUGCAUGUCGUAUGUAGAUGGGGCGUACGAGCGAGCGUGACCGUCGAGCUCCUUCUCAAGAAAGGCGCAGACGCCAAUGCCUUCGGCCCUCGGGGAUGGACGCCCCUCCACAUGGCGUGCUACGCGCGGAGAUGGCAUCCUGAUCCAGAGGACCCUCGACGACUGUCUCAGCAGAAGCAGGACCAAGCCAUGAUACCUACUGCAAAGGAGCUGAUCAAAGCAGGGGCUGACUUGCGGGCCAGAACGACCUUGGGCGGAGCGAAGGAGUCUGGCGAGCCCUACAUCGGUGGCUUGACGCCGUAUGAGUUGGCUCUUUACUGUCAGAACGUUACAAUGGUUGAGUUCUUCCGUGAGCAGGAAGCGAUUUCUUCGACGAGCUUUGAGAAGCGACUGCUAGAAACCCUUGGUACUUGCUGGUGCCCCUCCAUUGCCCCUCCUGCCGUGCCCCAGCUGCUCUUUGCAGGGGUCUUUUCUCGCAAGUGUGUGAUGUCAGCCCCCACCUUCCCGACCACAUCGCGUCCAUCACCUUCCUACUCACAACCGCAUCAACUACAGCGGUACGAGCUUCGCAUGGGCUGGGAAUCAUGGUACGACCUCAAUUCAACGUUAGCCCACAUAACCGAUAUCUUCAGUUUGGCCACUACCUCAAGGGCCGUCUUAUCUGCAAGCGGCUCAUCGACUCUCCACAUCCACGACACAGCCGACCCCACGAUCCCCAUCACGCAAUCCAUCAGCGGUGCACACAAGCUGGGCUGCCACCACAUCUGCACCUCCCGCAAUGGUCUGGUCGCCGCGAGUGCAGGCUUCGCCGGCGAGGUGAAGAUCUGGGUCAUCAACAAGGACACGAGCGAGUGGAAGCUCCACUCAGAGAUCACGAACAAGGCGGCCAAGGCCGGCGAGGUCUGGGCCAUUGCGCUUAGCGAGGAUGGAAAAUUCCUGGCGGGUACGACAUACGACGGCCGGGUGAAUGUGUGGGACGUUGGAGAAGAGGGCACGCCCAAGAUUAGAGAGUACGAGACGGGAAGCCCUGGCCAGGGAAGCUUUGGUAUGUCAGUCGACUUGAGCCGUGAUGGGCGAUACACUGCCAGUGGCCACCAGAACGGAGCUGUCUACGUCUUCAACAAUGACAACGGAAAGUUGUUGUUCUCACUACCAGGCCUGGUCAAAUCUGUCCGCUCUGUCUCAUUCUCCCCUGGAAACACCAGACUCGCUGCUGCUGGCGACUCAUCCGUUAUUGCUCUCUACGACAUCAAGAAUGGCGAGCAAGUCAGCAACAUGACUGGCCACUCCUCAUGGAUCACAUCUGUUGACUGGAACGACACGGGUGAAUACUUGCUUAGCGGAGCGAUGGACGGAAAGGUCAAGGUCUGGUCAGUGGAGCGUAGCGCCUGUGUCGCGACGCAUAGCGAGACAGACAAGGCUUUGUGGGCUGUCAAGUGGCUCCCGAAGACUGGAAAGAACGAGUCUUUCUGUACGGCGGGCGCCAACAGGAGCAUUUCAUUCUAUAGGGAAGCUACUGGUGCAUAA